Messenger RNA from Metarhizium album ARSEF 1941, 984 nucleotides. RefSeq lists its product as uncharacterized. The transcript is spliced from 2 exons. The record is from RefSeq and is a predicted model, not a curated record. NCBI's taxonomy places the organism in Eukaryota, Fungi, Ascomycota, Sordariomycetes, Hypocreales, Clavicipitaceae. The coding region runs from base 1 to 984 and encodes 327 amino acids. Gene Ontology annotation, molecular function: feruloyl esterase activity.
AUGCUACUCAGCCUUGCUCUCCUAUUUGCGCUCACAGAGGCCUCUGUGAGAGCCGCCCAGGUUUCUCUUGCGCUGCCCUCGGGAUGUCGCAAGGCCUUGCCGCAAGGCCGCUCUGCUGGAGACGUCUCUACCAUCCACAUCACGAGCGGUGGGAGACGACGAAGCUUUCUCCUCUCGAUACCUUCGACCUACCAUCCAGAAAUUCCGGCCUCGGUUAUUCUGUCGUACCACGGUGGCGGUAGACAUGCGGAGGAUCAAUUAAAGUUGGACCAGUUGACCAAUCCAGAGUUUAACUCGGCUGCGUUUGUCAUCUACCCGCAGGGCAUUCAUAAUACGUGGCAAGGCGUUCCUGGGGCGGAGGCGGACGACAUCCAGUUCACAACCGAUAUACUGGAUUUCCUCCAGGAUGGUUAUUGCGUUAACCCCGGUCGCAUAUCCGCCACGGGUAAAUCGGACGGCGGAGGGUUCUGCAAUGUAUUGGCCUGCGACUCCAAGCUAUCUGGCCGCAUCGCAGCGUUUGCCCCUGUUUCCGGGGCUUUUUACGUGGACUCGUUACCUUGCAGGCCCAGCACGGUAAAAAUUCCCUGCAAUCCCAGCAGGGACGACGUGCCAUUUCUCGAAUUCCACGGUGGCGAUGACCGAAUCAUCUCCUACGACGGCAAAAGGCGCAAGGGAGCCUGUCUUCCGUCCAUCCCACACUUUAUGCAACAAUGGGCAGUGCGCGAUGGGCUGGGUGUCAGCAGCACCACUACCCCAGUGUCUCGAGAUACCGUUCUUUACAGGUUUGGGACGGGGAGCAAGGCCGGACUGGUAGAGCACGUCUUUGACUCUGUCCUCGGCCACGAUUGGCCAAGUACAGUUCCCAAUGCCGACAAUAGAAAGACGGGUCAUCAUGUCGCAAGUUUCAAUGCGACCCCGAUGAUUGUCGACUUUUUUGAAAGGCAUCCUUUGCAGCUGGACGACGCGCUGCGCAAGACGGCUUGA